AUUAUCAUUAUAAUCAUAUUGAUUAAUUUUAUGUCUCACAUGGCAGCAGUCAAUAAACAGUCACAAUGAAGUUCGGUAUAUUUUUAUUUAUCACUCUAACAUUCAGUUCAGUUUUAUGUGAAAAAUUUCGCUUUGACAACUAUAGUUUAUACAAAGUUACACCAAAUAAAAAUAAUCAUAUAGAUGUUUUGAGGGAACUGCAAAAUAGUGAAUUGAAAUUUGAUUUCUGGAAUGAUCCCUUACCCAAUGCCGAACAUGUAUUGAUUUUAUCGGGUCCUAAUGAAAAAGAAAUACUUGAAAACUAUCUGAAGAAAUACGACAUAAAAAGCGAAAUAACAAUUAAUAAUGUGCAAGAACACCUGGACAAAGAAGUCGUCGAUGUAUACAAAAGAGGUGAACAGAGAAGUAUGGCAUGGAAUUCAUAUUAUACUCUUGAUGGCAUUUACGCAUGGCUAGACAACUUGAUCGCGUACUAUCCAAAUGUCGUUACUGAAAUAGUUGGAGGGAUAAGUUAUGAAAGUAGGCCGAUUAGAGGUAUAAAGAUAUCUCACGGACCUGGCAGGAGAGCUAUAUUUUUGGAAGGCGGUAUUCAUUCAAGAGAGUGGAUCUCUCCUGCUACUGUGAAUUUUAUUACGAACGAAUUACUGAGUAGCGACGAUGAAGAAACCAAAUCCGCUGCUCGUGAUUACGAUUGGUAUAUAUUCCCCGUGACUAACCCUGAUGGUUACGUUUGGUCUCAUGAACAGUUUCGAAUGUGGCGUAAAAACAGGCGUCCAAUAGGUUCAACGUUUGGUGUUGAUCUUAAUAGAAAUUGGAAUAACAACUGGCUUCGUUUCGGUUCAAGCACUAAUCCUUCAUCAGAUAACUACGCUGGUCCUGGACCGUUUUCAGAGCCUGAAAGCCGUACUUUGUCAAGUUACAUUAAAAGUAUAGGAGACAAGAUCGAUUUGUAUCUAUCUUUUCACUCUUUUGGUCAAUUACUUUUGAUACCUUUUGGCAACUCUACGCAGCCAGCCGCAAAUUACCAUGAUGCGGUUAAUAUUGGGAGACGUGCAAUGGGAGCACUGUCUGUGAGAUACGGAACACCAUACACUACUGGGAACAUAGCUGAGGCAAUAUAUUUAGCUACGGGUGGCAGCAUUGAUUGGGUAAAGGAGUUUGUUCAGGUGCCAUUAGUAUACUGCUACGAACUAAGGGAUAGAACUCAGUAUGGUUUCCUCCUUCCACCAGACCAGAUAUUGCCGACAAGCGAGGAAACUAUGGACUCAAUACUGGAACUGAUACAUCAAGCGAAGAGAUUUGGAUACAUGAACAACUAAAGCUAUAAUGGAAAUCGUUGUUUUUUAUUCCAAACUUUCGUUUUUUUUAAAUUUUAUUUUAGAUGAUUAAAUCAUUCAAAGUACCUAUAACUUCCUUAAAAGAUAAUUAU
This is a messenger RNA of Diatraea saccharalis (sugarcane borer), 1429 nucleotides long. The record is from the annotation of a GenBank genome assembly. NCBI's taxonomy places the organism in Eukaryota, Metazoa, Arthropoda, Insecta, Lepidoptera, Crambidae.